Messenger RNA from Chaetomium fimeti, 3651 nucleotides. Its product is annotated as P-loop containing nucleoside triphosphate hydrolase protein. The record is from RefSeq and is a predicted model, not a curated record. Lineage: Eukaryota; Fungi; Ascomycota; Sordariomycetes; Sordariales; Chaetomiaceae. Gene Ontology annotation, biological process: microtubule-based movement. The coding region runs from base 1 to 3651 and encodes 1216 amino acids. The transcript is spliced from 7 exons. Gene Ontology annotation, molecular function: ATP binding; microtubule binding; microtubule motor activity.
AUGGACGUCCACCUUCUCGUUUAUGACCUCUCAAGGGGCCUCGCGCGUCAGAUGUCCCUCGGCCUGCUUGGAUUUCAGCUCGAUGCCAUCUACCACACGGCAAUACAAUUAAACGGGCGAGAAUACGUGUAUGAUGGCAGUAUUGUUGCCAUCAGACCGGGGUCGUCGCACCUCGGGCAGCCCAUGCAAAAGUUACAUCUUGGGACGACCGAGUUGCCCAUGGACGUAAUUGAGGAGUACCUAGACUCACUGCGGGAAAUCUACACGGCCUACGACUUGUGGAGGCACAACUGCAACAAUUUCUCAAACGACUUCGCCACGUUCCUCUUGGGCAAAGGGAUCCCUAGCCAUAUCACCAACAUGCCUCAAACUGUUCUAGAUUCACCGUUUGGUCAGAUGAUCUUGCCCACGCUAACACAGCAAAUCAACGCCAACAAACGCGGAGGCAACAUUCUCGGCAUCGAGCAGCAGACCCCGGGCAGCUCGGUCAAGCCUCAGUCAGAGCUCCACCGUCCCCUUAGCAAAGUCCACGUUGUCUCGAAUUUAGGGCAGCUCGACGAGUUGCUGGGAAGGUUCGAGAAAGCAUGCGCUGUUGUCUUUUUCACUUCGGCCACCUGCCCUCCUUGCAAAACCCUCUAUCCGCUCUAUGAUGAGCUCGCGGGUGAGAUCGGGGAGAAGGGGGUCCUGAUCAAAGUCGAUACUUCGCAAGCUUUGGAUGUUGGCAGUCGAUACUCCAUCUCGGCGACGCCGACAUUCAUUACAUUCCUAAAAGGUCAGCAGGAGAACCGGUGGAGCGGCGCGGACCCAAGUGCGUUGCGAGGCAACGUCCAACUCCUCGUCCAAAUGGCAUGGCCACCACACCCGCACCAGGCCCUUGAUUUACCCACCUUUUCCAAUCCCGCCGCCGAUUACGUCACCUUCACCAAGAUCCCCCCUCUGCCGAAGCUCCUCGCAAAGAUGGGCGCGACCGCAGCCCAUCCAGCGGUCCAGAGCAUCAAAACCUUCAUCGAGUCCCGCACCUCCGACGGGCCCGCCGAGACGACCCUCCCGGACCUCGCCGCCUUCACCUCCCUCAUCCGCUCCUCCCUAACCACCCUCCCUCCCGACCUCCUCUUCACCUUCAUCGACCUCCUCCGCUGCGCCCUCAUCGACCCGCGCGUGAGCGGCUACCUCGCCGAGGAACAACAACAACCCACCCACCACGACACCAUCACCGCCAUCCUCACCCACGUCACCACCACCCUCUCCCCCACCACCUGCCCCUACGCCCUACGCCUCGUCACCCUCCAACUCGCCUGCAACCUCUUCACCACGCCACUCUACCCCGGCCAAAUCCUCACCCACCCCCCGCUCCGCACCGCCCUCACCCAGCUCAUCUCCUCCAGCUUCCUCGACGACGCCCACACCAACACGCGCGCAGCCGCCGCCGCCCUGCUGUUCAACGUGGCCCUGGCCAACAACCGCAAGCGCCGCGCGGGGCCCGGGGACCUGCUGCCGGAGGCGGAGCAGGUGGAAUUGGCGGCGUCGGUGCUGGAGGCGAUCGUGCAGGAGGACACGUCGGCGGAGGCGCUCGAGGGGAUGCUGCUGGCGCUGGGCUGCGCAGAAGCUGCCGCCAAGAUGCAACUGAAUGCAACUGCCAACCCAGCCAACCCCUGCAUAUUCGGCAGCUCGCAUCUGCUCACCCCAGCAACUGCAACCCCCCAGCCAAUCAACCUCGAAAAACGCUUCCGAGACGUCGUCGGCGAUAUCAAUGAGACCUUGAUUGGCAUUUCCCUGGACCCGCGCCUGAUGCCGAACUCCGCAGGUUACCUCGACGUCGCCCAGCGAUCCGGUGCCUCGUGCGCGAGCACUCCUUCGUUGCGAUCGCGCGAUGGCACCGUUCCGCCGCAUGCCCGGGUCGAUGGGGGAGGGAACGUGAGGGUCGUCGUGAGGGUGCGGGCGUUUCUACCGCGGGAAAUCCACCGCGAUGCAGAAUGCCUCAUCCACAUGGACCCGGUCUCGCAGCAGACAACCCUCCUCGUCCCCAAUGACCACGACCCGGCCAAUGCGCGGGCGCGCUCGCGCAAGGUCUUGGAGGAGAAGUCCUUCACCUUUGACAACAGCUUUUGGAGCCACGACCCAGAAGAUGAGCACUAUGCGACACAGGAAGAUGUCUACGAUAGCUUGGGCGAGGAAUUUCUCGAUCACAACUUCGAAGGGUACCACACAUGCAUCUUCGCCUACGGCCAGACCGGCUCCGGCAAGUCUUACACCAUGAUGGGCACGCCAGACCACCCUGGCUUAAUACCACGGACAUGCGAGGACCUGUUCGAGCGCAUCGCGGCGGCCCAAGACGAAACCCCCAACAUCAGUUACAACGUGCGCGUCUCGUACUUCGAAGUCUACAACGAGCACGUCCGCGACCUUCUCGUCCCUGUCAUCCCGCACCAGCCCCCGUACUACCUCAAGAUUCGCGAGUCUCCCACCGAGGGCCCCUACGUCAAAGACCUCACCGAGGUCCCAGUGCGCAGCCUGCGCGAGAUCAUCCGGUACAUGCGCGUCGGCGACAACAACCGCACAACGGCCAGCACCAAGAUGAACGACACCAGUUCGCGCAGCCACGCCGUUUUCACCAUCAUGCUCAAACAAAUCCACCACGACCUCGAGACGGACGAAACCACCGAGCGCUCCAGCCGCAUCCGCCUGGUCGAUCUCGCAGGCUCCGAGCGCGCCAAGUCCACCGAAGCCACCGGCCAACGCCUGCGCGAGGGCAGCAACAUCAACAAGUCCCUGACCACCCUCGGGCGCGUCAUCGCCGCGCUCGCCGACCCCAAGCAGCAGCGCCCCCGCCCGGGCACCUCUGUCGUACCCUACCGCGACAGCAUCCUCACCUGGCUUCUCAAGGACUCGCUCGGAGGCAACUCCAAGACAGCCAUGAUCGCAUGCAUCGCCCCGUCCGACUACGAAGAAACGCUCUCGACACUGCGAUACGCGGACCAGGCCAAGCGGAUCCGCACGCGGGCGGUGGUGAACCAGGUGGACGCGGUAUCAGCAGCGGAGCGCGACGCGCAGAUCGCGGCGAUGGAGGCCGAGAUCCGGGAGCUCCAGCUCGUGGUCGGCGACUCGCGGCGGCGCGAGAAGGACGCGCGCGAGGCCGAGGAGCGCCUCGAGGAGUACCAGGCCCGCGUCCGCGGCCUCCAGCUCGCCAUGGCCGAGCGCUCCCUCCUCGCCGACGGCAAGAUCCGCUCCCUCCAGACCGAGAACGACGCGCUGCGCCUGCAUCUCAAGUUGGCGCUGGAGAGUCUGCGGAAUCCGAUUCCUGCGAUUCCGGUUAGUGAGGAGGGGGUGGUGGCGGUUGGUGGUGGUGGGGAGGGUGAUGGCGAUAACAACAACAAGGAGGCUGCGGAGGAUACUGGUGCUGGUGCUGACGAUGAUAAUGAUGACGGGUAUGCGUCGGGCGGGCCGGACCAGGAAGAAGAGGAAGAACAGAAGGAAGACGACGAGGAAGAGGCGGCCAAGUAUGAGCGUAAUGCUGACGACAUGCAUGAGCACAUGAGCGGGCUGCUGAAGGAUCUGGAUAUGUUCCGGCGCAAGAUCGGGGAUGACAAGACCCGUUUUGUGGAUGAGUUGAGUCGGAGGAAGCCGCUGGGGAAGAGGUCGAAUAUUAUUUGA